This is a messenger RNA of Mya arenaria, 1743 nucleotides long. RefSeq names its product retinol dehydrogenase 7-like. Lineage: Eukaryota; Metazoa; Mollusca; Bivalvia; Myida; Myidae. Bases 92 to 1177 code for a protein of 361 amino acids. Gene Ontology annotation, molecular function: oxidoreductase activity. The record is from RefSeq and is a predicted model, not a curated record. The transcript is spliced from 4 exons.
UUACAAGAUAGCCUAUAUUAAAUACGCAUUCAAUUGAUUUUGAUAUGAUGCAGUAUUCAAUUGUCUGGACAUAACAAAACAGGGGAAGAAAAUGUUUGAAAAUAUAUUUAGAAUAUCUGACAAAAUUUUAAGCAUUUUUUUGUUUGAUACAACGUCUUUAGGAUGUGCAGACAGGGUGGUACUAUCGGCUGCAUUUCUCACAGUUUUUACAUUAAUUCUUAUUACAAGUUCAUACCUCGUUGUAGAUUUAAUUGUAUCGCGAAAAGUGGUGGGUCAAUUAAAUAAAAAAAGUGUUUUUGUCACUGGAUGUGACUCAGGUUUCGGAAACUUGCUCGCGAAAAGUCUAGUCAAACGAGGGGUGAAGGUAUUUGCGGGGUGCUUGACAGAUGGAGGUGCCGCGCAGUUAGAGUCGGAGACGUCCAGUCUUCUUCAAACUCUCGUCGUUGACAUAACACAACGCGAAUCUGUGAAGAAGGCUUUGGAUUUCAUUUCAAGAAGAAUUGGAAGUGAAGGAUUAUGGGGUCUCGUCAACAACGCUGGUGUGAUGUCAACAUUUUCGCCUACGGAAUGUACGUCAUAUGAAGACUUCGAGCGUGUUCUACACGUCAACAUAACGGGGACAUUAUCAGUGACACAUGCGUUUCUGCCAUUACUGAGGAAGUCACGUGGUCGAAUCGUAACAGUUUGUAGUGCGACGUCUACCGUAGCCUAUCCUGGAAUUACAAAUUAUGCAACCUCCAAAGCGGCAUUAAAGAUGUUCUGUUCUUGUCUCAGGCGCGAGUUCUUCAACUCUGGCCUUAAGGUUAUAACCAUUGAGCCAGGUGGAUUUAGGACGAAUCUUACAGAGCAGGAGAGUCUUGCUAAUAUGGUACACAAAGGGUUCAAAACCGCAACAAAGGAACAGCAAGACUUCUAUGGAGGAAAUAUUGCAGAAUACAUUAUGGGCGGUGUACGUUUGGCGUCACAGUAUGUAAACAAUCGACCUCAGAGCGUUGCUGAUGCGAUGGCUCAUGCGCUACUUGCAAAAUAUCCCAAGAUUUGUUACCCAGUUGGAUACGACGCUUAUCUCUUUUUCGGCUUCAUGAGGAUGAUACCGGAAUGGGUCGGCGACUAUAUCCUUGGCUGGCCAGCACCUUACGGUCGACAGUGUGAGGAUUUUAAACAGCACAAUGAUUAGAUAGCAAACGUUUGCGUUAUUUUAUUUCAAUUUAGGUGAAUACAACUUUUUGUGUGCAGUUUUAAUCGGUAUACUCAAUACAAUGCAAUUUUCAAUGCAAUUUUCAAUGCAAUAUUAUUUGUUAUUUUUAUUACAGUUUUAUGAACGUUAUUUAUGUAAUUUAGUUAUUUUGUAUCUACAAUUGUGCCUUAAUUACUUUGUUUCUAAGGUGACCUCUACUUUAAAAAAAUAUGAAGAAAAACAGAUGCCUCAUUGAGUUGGCUUCUGUUAUUCAAAUAGUAAAGCUGUUAACGUCUUACUAUUAAACGUUACUUUGUUAGUGUUGUUCAUGUACUUUUAUUUUGUUAGCAAUGGCACCGUCGAACAACUCACACCAAAGAAGCACAGUGUGAUUUGUAUAAAAGUGCUUGAUUUGUCAUCUUAAAGAUGGUUUUAGAAUUUCCUAAGUAUGUUCUUAUUUUACAACGAUUUAUUGUUUGUGAAUUUUUGACAGGUUUUAUUCAACGUUCCAAAUGCAAUUUUUUUACAAUAUAUUAUUAUGCUCUUUGUACUGUUUAUAUUCAUAU